Exaiptasia diaphana is the source of this 1694-nucleotide messenger RNA. Its product is annotated as DNA-directed RNA polymerase III subunit RPC4. The record is from RefSeq and is a predicted model, not a curated record. Gene Ontology annotation, cellular component: RNA polymerase III complex. NCBI's taxonomy places the organism in Eukaryota, Metazoa, Cnidaria, Anthozoa, Actiniaria, Aiptasiidae. Bases 175 to 1362 code for a protein of 395 amino acids. Gene Ontology annotation, molecular function: DNA binding. Gene Ontology annotation, biological process: transcription by RNA polymerase III. The transcript is spliced from 13 exons.
GGCGGACUUAUCGAGAAAAUGAGAUGUCCCUCAAACUUUGCCGUUUACCGCUUAGAUUGAAAGAAAUCUUAAUGAUUGACUUCAAAGUGGCAUAAUAAAAAGGUAUUCUCCCAAUUUAGGCUGCUUUUCUCGGUAAACUAGGCAUUUUUCGAGAAGUACAUCAAGAAAAUUGAGAUGUCAGGAGACCAAGGAAAGAAAGAUGAUACUAAMACUCCGACAAGUUUACCACUCAGUGCACGAGCUUUGUUAUCCAGACAGCGCAAUACUGGAAGUCUAUCUGGGCCAGGGAGACUGCCAUCACUUAGACCUGCAAGGGACCUUAGUCUUGGUGCUACUCCAAAGCUCAACUUGAGUGCAAAAAGGACGUUUACACCUACCAUACCAACCCGGAGAGUUAAGGAGGAACCAAAAGAGCAAGAAUCUAGUGAUUCUAAGAGAUCUCCUUUUAAGGGGAAAAGAGGCCAUCAGCAUGGGGGUGAAGGGYGUGGCAGAGGAAGAGGCAGAGGUGGUAGAGGAAGACAUGAAGUUGUUGCAUCACAGUCUGUAUUCUCAAUGGGUCCAGCUGAGAAGGGCAAAACAGGGCAUUCAUCUCCCUCUGUUAGUUUUACUGGUGGUGAUAAACGAGAAGGCAAAUCAUCAAAAGCUGCCAUAGUUAAGAAAGAAAAGAGUUUGGAUUACAAUGAUGAUGAAUCAAGGCGUAUAUUGAAAAUGUUAGAGACAGAGGAUGAUGAUACAGAGACUGAGUGUACAGAACAUGGUAUGGCACCUGUCUCAAUACCAUUAUCAAACUAUAUUCUCAAAACCAAAGAGUUAGAAGACAAAAAAACUAUUUCUAUCAAAGAGGAACCAAUGGAUGUUGAUAUGGAUGAUGAUGGAGAAGUAAAGAAGCCAUUCAAACAGAAACCUAUUAUCAAAACAGACAUAAAGACAGAACCAGUAAAGCCUACUUGCCAGUCAUUGUUCGCAAGUACUUCUGAGGCAAGCGAUGAGAAGUUCAUCUUCAUUCAAUUGCCAGACAAGUUGCCCAUUCAACCCAUCAAUACUGCAUCCCAGAAAGGUGUUAACAAUGGUACAGCAGCCUCUCAAAAUACUGAAAAGACCAGUGCAGCAAAAACUCCUGAGUCAACCUUAAAAGAUGUAUCAGAAGGAUACAUUGGGAAAUUACAAGUACUCAAAUCAGGGAAAACACGGCUGCUGCUUGGUGACAUUAGCCUGGAUGUCUCCAUGGGAACAUCAUGUUCAUUCCUCCAGGAGCUUGUCACAGUCCACACAGAAGAAGACAGAUCAGAUAUGACUGUUUUAGGACCUGUUAAACAUCGUGUUAUUUGUACACCUGACUUUGAAAAACUCCUUACAACAUGAAAUAUUUAUACAACAGAAAAUUUUGAAGUGUAGCCUGAGUGUAGGCAUUUGUAAAUGGCACAAAUGGUAGAUAAUAGUUUCCCAUUGGCUAUGCAUAAAAUAUAUACAAUAGGUAUGCAAACAGAUUUGCCGGUGUCUUGUUUUGUGACUAAAGAACAAAUACACAGGAAGCUCAGGCCAUGCAGGGAAGGCACAGGAAGCCCAAACAUGAACAAACCACAAAGCAUACAGUACAAGGAUAACUUUAUCAACCUUUUGCCAACCAACCCCAGAAUAAUGUGCUACUGUAGAAUUCUGAGGUGAAAAUGCAAUAUAAAAAAAGACCUAAACAA